Molecule: messenger RNA, 5496 nt
Organism: Exophiala viscosa
Lineage: Eukaryota; Fungi; Ascomycota; Eurotiomycetes; Chaetothyriales; Herpotrichiellaceae
Product: adenosinetriphosphatase
Exons: 4
Coding region: 1-5034 (1677 amino acids)
Biological process (GO): chromatin remodeling; DNA repair; DNA-templated transcription
Cellular component (GO): Ino80 complex; nucleus
Molecular function (GO): ATP hydrolysis activity; ATP-dependent chromatin remodeler activity; histone binding
Source: RefSeq, a predicted model, not a curated record
AUGUCGGGAUCAACGCCAUUCACGGCUCGUUCGCCAACGCAGUCGAACCAGUAUCCACCAUAUUCACCAUCUCAUUCAAAUCGCCCCUACUAUGGUCACGAACCCUACCAAAUACCUCCACCUCAACAUCUCACGCAAACACCUCCGCCAUUUCCACCCGCCUCUUUGGUACACAGCCCUCAUCAACAUCGUCAACCAACAUUGGCAUCACCCUUGCCUGCAUCAAAUGCUCUGCCGCCUCCACCUCCCCCAGUCGGCAACGUGCCUGGUUAUCUACAGCAAUUGACCUCGAGUCCACCAUUCGCACUUCAGAGAAGCUACCAAGGACACCUUCCUCCUCCUAACAUGCCUCCACAGUAUGACGGUGCUCCUUCGCACGCACACCCUCCUGGUCCUUCGGCUCCUGGACUGCAAUCGCCCAUAAGAAGCCACCACAAUCUGAGCAACGGCAGGCCGACUGACAACCUUCAUCCAGACUCGCGUCCUCAGUCCAAAGAGGUACAUUUUUACGCUCAAUCUAAGCCUGAUCGAGCGAGCAACCCCAUGUCCUUCGCGAGCAUAUUAGGUCCUUCAAACAAUGAGCCAGCCUCGAAGCCUGUGGAGUCGAAGCCUCCAGGACCCAUAACGCCGCCGCCAAAGCCUGUGGGUGAAAGCAAAAUCUCACCUGAAGAGUCACUCGUUGUCAAACAGCCAUCAUUCGACUCAUCCCAACCUCUAACAAACGGUGAUGUGAAGUCUGCAGCAAAAGCAGACACGGUUCAAGUGGCGAGGAAGUUUGAUGCUCCUGCCAAACCACGGACAAUGUUGACUGAGCGGGAGGCCGAUAAAGUCCUGAAAGCACUUGCCGGGGUCGAUGAUAGUCAGCUCAGUGACGUGGAAGAAGUUGGUUUCUAUGAACACAAAGAGCGGUACAAGCAACGAAGCAGAAAGCGAGCUGCAGAAGUUGGUGAGGCAGAACUGCGCAAGCGCAAGCGCCGGCGAGAGUAUACUCUGGACUCCUUGAUCAAGCCUUUCGAGUCGCACGCCAUCAGCGCUGCCCAGCGUUUCCGCGAACAGGUCGAACCGAUUGCUGCUAAAGAGAUUGCGGACAAAGAUAUUGCAAGCGAAAAAGAACGCAAAAAAGACAUGCAAAGAAAGCGACGCCGUGAACAACAAAUCCGCAAUGAAAGAGAAAAGCUAGAGGAACUUGAAGAGCGGGCGCGAACCGCAGAAGAUCCAGAAGAUGCACAGAAGUACCUUAAGCAGGUCGAAAAGUCUCAAGCUCGUAUCAGACAAACUGCAGAGCUUCUCGAGGGUGUUCCAUCGCAGGAAGACUUGGAGGUUUCAGCUCCCGCUCCGAACUAUGAAGGCGGUAUCACCUCGUCCUUCCAGAUUGGCUCUCCUGAGCCUGGAGAGCCACCCAAGAAGAGAACUAAGAAAGAGCCCGGCGCUCCGUCUGCUCGUCUGAAGAAAUCGAAAGAGAAAAAGCAGGCAGAGAAAGACAAGGCAGAAGCAGCGUACGCCGCGAUGGAAAGAGACGCACUGAUCAACAUUGCUCCUAAAGACGAAAGCCCACUUGAGCCUGUCACCAAAGGCAAAAAGUCGAAAGCAAAGAACAAAGACAAGGAGAAGGAGGAAGAAGAAGAAGUUGCCGCUGCUCAAGGGGUCAAUUACGAUUCCAAAGGCUACAACCAGAUCUACGAACAGAUUUGGAGAGAUCUUGCUAGGAAGGAUAUACCCAAGGUCUACCGGAUCAAGCAAGUCUCACUCAGCACGAAACAAGAGAACCUGCGCAAGACCUCAAUUCUGGCUAGCAAGCAAGCGCGCAAAUGGCAAGAGCGUACCAACAAGAGUAUGAAGGAUACUCAAGCACGGGCCAAACGUGUUAUGCGUGAAAUGAUGUCCUUCUGGAAGCGCAACGAGCGAGAAGAACGAGAUCUUCGACGCAUGGCAGAGCGUAAGGAGAUCGAAGAUGCGAAGAAGGCUGAAGCAGACCGUGAAGCCAAUCGACAGAAGCGGAAACUCAACUUUCUCAUCUCACAGACUGAACUGUACUCGCAUUUCAUCUCGCGAAAGAUCAAAACCGACGAGGUGGAGCGGGCAACUGAUGAUCCUGAGACUGCCGCUACUGGCGAGAAGCCUCAUGCACGAAACCGUGACAUGGACGAUAUAGCCUUGUCCAACGAACAUGGAAACCACAAGGUCACCAAUAUUGAAGAUCUCGAUUUUGAUGUCGAUGAUGACUCUGCCUUGCGACAAGCGGCAGCCGCCAACGCCGCGAGCGCUCUGCAAGACGCACAAGACAAAGCCCGAAACUUCAACGGCGACGACCCUAUGAAUCAAUUUGAUUCCAGCGACAUGAACUUCCAGAAUCCCACCAUGGCUGGAGACGUACAGGUCACCCAGCCCAAAAUGUUGCAGGCUCAACUCAAAGAAUACCAGCUCAAAGGUCUCAAUUGGCUGGUCAAUCUUUACGAGCAGGGCAUCAACGGUAUCCUGGCCGACGAAAUGGGUCUGGGCAAGACAGUACAGUCUAUCUCCGUGAUGGGAUAUCUUGCAGAGCAGCACAACAUCUGGGGCCCUUUCUUGGUCAUUGCACCAGCUUCUACACUGCACAACUGGCAGCAAGAGAUUACCAGAUUCGUGCCUUCGAUUAAAGUCCUUCCAUAUUGGGGCAGUGCAAAGGAUCGAAAGGUCCUGCGCAAGUUCUGGGAUCGGAAGCAUGUUACCUACAACAAAGAUUCCGAGUUUCAUGUUCUUGUCACCUCAUAUCAACUUGUCGUCAUGGACGCCCCGUACUUCCAGAAAAUCAGAUGGCAGUACAUGAUUCUUGACGAGGCACAAGCCAUCAAGUCAUCAAGCAGUUCGCGGUGGAAGACUUUGCUAGGGAUGCAGUGUCGAAACCGUCUUCUUCUCACCGGUACACCAAUCCAGAACAACAUGCAGGAAUUGUGGGCACUGCUGCACUUUAUCAUGCCUACUCUUUUCGACUCCCAUGACGAAUUCAGCGAUUGGUUCUCCAAAGACAUCGAAAGCCAUGCCCAGAGUAACACAAAGUUGAAUCAAGACCAGCUUAAGCGGCUGCAUAUGAUUCUCAAGCCUUUCAUGUUGCGUCGUGUCAAAGCUCAUGUUCAGAAAGAACUGGGUAACAAAAUAGAGGAAGAUGUCUUCUGCGAGCUUACGUACCGACAGCGUGCGUACUAUGCAAACUUGCGGAGCAAGAUCAGUAUCAUGGAUCUGAUUGAGAAAGCAACGCUGGGCGACGAUCAGGAUACGGCCACACUGAUGAACCUGGUGAUGCAAUUCCGGAAGGUCUGCAAUCAUCCCGAUCUUUUUGAAAGAGCCGACACCAGUUCACCUUUCUCGAUGUCCUAUUUUGCCGAAACAGCCUCGUUUCUCCGCGAAGGUUCAUUCGUUCAAGUUGGCUAUUCGGUGCGCAAUCCCAUUCAGUAUGAUCUACCACGAGUCCUGUGUAAUGAUGUUGGCCGCCUUGACAUUGCUGGUCCUAGCAACGUCCGGGCUGGUUUUCAUCGAGCCGGUUUUCGGAAGGACGCCCUGGGCGGACUGUUGAGGAUCUGGACACCCGAAAACAUCAAGAAGUCUACUGAGAACGAUGGGGCCUUUUCGUUCCUACGCUUUGUAGACACCUCUGUUGGUGAAGCUGCUGCAGCUGCUGACUACGGUCUGUUUGAACGAGCAAUCAAGCUGAAGAAGCAGCACAGACGAACAUUGCCGGUAUACGAGGAUGUCGAGCCAAAGCCUCCUGCACAUGCCAUGUUCAACAUUGUUGAGAACACACCUCGGAAGCUGCUUGCGGAAGUUGAUCUGAAUUCUCCUCUGGCGCGGCUGUUCAACAUCUCUGGAGAAAGUAUCGAGGACCAGGGAUAUUCUGUCUUCGAGCCAGCUGCUUUACCCAAAGCUUUGGCUCCGCCCAUUGAGGUCAGUGCCUUUGACCAAUCUUCACUGGCCGAGCGGCAGUCGACCAUGUUCAACAUGAAUGUGAGGGGCACACUUUAUCCACUUGAGGAAAGUCUCGAAGAAAAGCUGUUGAACCAAGAUGUGGAUCCUGAGCACUUCCCAUUGUCUGAGUUGCUACCUCAACCAGAAUCGCGAAAGGCCAAGUACACCCACAUAUCUAUCCCGUCGAUGCGCAGAUUUGUUACGGAUUCCGGCAAGUUAGCCAAAUUAGACCAACUUCUUCGCCAACUCAAGAAUGGCGGCCAUCGGGUGUUGCUCUACUUCCAGAUGACACGUAUGAUCGAUCUCAUGGAAGAGUACCUCACCUACCGCAAUUACAAGUUUGUUCGAUUGGACGGCAGCACCAAGUUGGAAGAUCGACGAGAUACUGUACAUGACUUCCAGACAAGACCAGAGAUCUUCAUCUUCUUGCUGUCCACACGUGCCGGUGGGUUGGGUAUCAACUUGACCUCUGCUGACACUGUCAUCUUCUACGAUUCUGACUGGAAUCCGACUAUCGACUCGCAAGCCAUGGAUCGAGCGCACAGAUUGGGUCAGACCAGGCAAGUCACAGUGUACCGUCUCAUUACCCGUGGCACAAUCGAGGAGCGGAUCCGAAAGCGUGCGAUGCAGAAAGAGGAGGUCCAACGUGUUGUCAUCACUGGAGGUGACGGUGCUGGCGUCGAUUUCAACACGCGAGACCGACGUGAAAACCGAACCAAAGACAUUGCAAUGUGGCUUGCCGACGAUGAUCAAGCUGCACUCAUCGAGCAAAAGGAGAAAGAAAAUGCCGAUAAACCGGAAGACGAGAGUACGAAAAAGAAGAGCAAGAAAGCACAAGCAGCAGCCGCCAGCAAGAAGCGCAAGAUGGAAAUGAGUCUGGACGAUAUGUACCAUGAAGGCGAGGGACAUUUUGAAGGUGAAUCGUCCAAACCGUCAGGUGCAGCCACACCUGUCAGUACUCCUGAGACACCUGAACCCAAACGUGGCCCUGGUUCUCGUGGUGGUAAGGGAGUGAGUAAGAAAGCCAAGACGGCCAAACAACGUCUCGCCAUUAUCGAUGCUGAAGGUGAUUUGGGAAUGGGUGGUGGUAUGUGAGGAAGUCGUUUGAUUCUGGACGGGAAACCUCGAUUUUGCUUUGCAGAGGGGAAGCCGACGUGCAAAGAACGUUCACAUCAUUGCAUUCAUGUAAAUUAUGGAUUAUGGGUGAUUGUUAUUGUGAUUUGCCGCAAAAAGCAAUGCGGAUGGGAUGAUAGAUGCAUGCAUGGUCUUUGCGGUCUGACUUGUGCAUACAGCAUUGCAUACUGGAAGCGGCCUAGGAGGGUCCAGGGUCAAUGGACUGGGCUGGGUUGUUGCCAAUGCCUACAAAAUGGGCGUGCGUUAUGGUGUGCUUUUAAUCCUACGAAAAUCAAUGAGGGAACCUGAGUUCAAGGUAGACUUUGGGGAGACAAUGAACAGACAUUUUGAUAUGAUCGUGGCUUCAUACCCGUACGAAGUGCUCGUACUGAUUACUUGAGGGUUGCCUAUGUAGAAAGUCUUGUUCAUUGCACGCCAGUCGUG